UCUCUUCCCACCCCCCCUCUCCUCUCUUUAGCCAGGGUUGAAGGAGGUAGUGGAGUCAUGCCGAGGGAAGAAUCUCUUCUUCUCUACAGAUAUAGAUUCUGCCAUCAGAGAUGCUGACCUCGUCUUCAUAUCAGUGAACACCCCUACAAAGACCUAUGGGAUGGGGAAGGGGCGUGCAGCCGACCUAAAGUACAUUGAGGCCUGUGCUCGCCGCAUCGUAGAGGUUUCCAACGGUUACAAGAUCGUCACGGAGAAGAGCACGGUUCCUGUCCGAGCGGCUGAGAGCAUCAGACGGAUAUUUGACUCCAACACCAAACCCAACCUCAACCUGCAGGUGCUGUCCAACCCAGAGUUCCUGGCUGAGGGUACGGCGGUGCGUGACCUGAAGGAGCCAGACCGCGUCCUGAUUGGUGGAGACGAGACAGCGGAGGGUCAGAGGGCGAUCAGGGCUCUGUGUGACGUCUACGAACGCUGGGUCCCCAAGGCCCGCAUCAUCACCACCAACACCUGGUCCUCAGAACUCUCCAAACUGGCUGCCAAUGCGUUCCUAGCCCAGCGUAUCAGCAGUAUCAACAGUAUCAGUGCUCUGUGUGAGUCAACGGGGGCUGACGUAGAGGAGGUGGCUCUAGCCAUCGGCAUGGACCAGAGGAUAGGCAGCAAGUUCCUGAAGGCCAGCGUGGGGUUUGGUGGUAGUUGUUUCCAGAAGGAUGUAUUAAACCUGGUUUAUCUGUGUGAAGCUCUCAACCUCCCUGAGGUCGCUUCCUACUGGCAACAGGUGAUUGAUAUGAACGAGUACCAACGGAGGAGGUUUGCGUGUCGUAUCAUUGACUGUCUGUUUAACACAGUGACAGGGAAGAAGAUCGCCCUGCUGGGAUUCUCCUUUAAGAAAGACACUGGAGAUACCAGGGAGUCUUCUAGUAUAUAUAUAUCUAAGUACCUGAUGGACGAGGGAGCCAAGCUCCACAUCUACGACCCUAAAGUCCUGAAGGAACAGAUCAUUCUGGACCUCUCUCAACCACACAUCUCUGAAGACCCUCACAGAGUGUCUGAGCUGGUCACAGUGUCAGUGGAUCCCUACCAGGCCUGUCAGGGGGCUCACGCUCUGGUCGUCUGCACCGAGUGGGACAUGUUCAAGGAGCUGGACUAUGAGAUGAUCUAUGACCACAUGUUGAAACCAGCGUUUCUGUUUGACGGCCGUCGCCUGUUGGACCAGCUCCACCCCCGCCUGCAGAACAUUGGCUUCCAGAUCGAAACCAUUGGUAAGAAGGUGACGACAUCUCGUAUCCCCUACACACCCACGGCCGGAGUCCCUCGUAUCAGCAUCAACCCUGAACCCCCGACCAAGAAGACCAAAGUCUGACACCCACCCCUCAGCAUCAACCCUGAACCCCCGACCAAGAAGACCAACGUCUGACACCCACCCCUCAGCAUCAACCCUGAACCCC
Molecule: messenger RNA, 1445 nt
Organism: Oncorhynchus tshawytscha (Chinook salmon)
Lineage: Eukaryota; Metazoa; Chordata; Actinopteri; Salmoniformes; Salmonidae
Product: UDP-glucose 6-dehydrogenase-like
Exons: 10
Coding region: 161-1360 (399 amino acids)
Biological process (GO): glycosaminoglycan biosynthetic process
Cellular component (GO): cytosol; nucleus
Molecular function (GO): NAD binding; UDP-glucose 6-dehydrogenase activity
Source: RefSeq, a predicted model, not a curated record